Paramuricea clavata is the source of this 9823-nucleotide messenger RNA. Lineage: Eukaryota; Metazoa; Cnidaria; Anthozoa; Malacalcyonacea; Plexauridae. The record is from the annotation of a GenBank genome assembly.
AUGCGUCAUUGGUGUAAAGAGAAAGAUCUUCCGGUAGCAGACCCAUCUGGCUCUUCUUCUGUUAUUAAGCAAGAACUUGACACGAAGCUAUCCCCUGAAGUUUUGUGGGGUCAAAAAAACUUGAUUGAUAUCCAAUCACCCACAGAAAGCGAAAACAGUCCCUUGUAUGGUACUCGCAUUCAAAAGCUCAAUCAGAAGGCCUAUCCAAGGACCCCUUUAUCAGCACCUUCACCGAAUGCUAUAAUAGACCAAUUAGAAAAUACUAACUCCAAUCGUCCAAGAUCACAUUCAUCAAUGCAUAGUUCCACCCAAAUGGCCGAGUGCAAUUCAAAAUUACCGUCACCCCACGCUCAAUGUCUUAGUAAAGAAGUUAGUAUAGAUUUGACCUCGUCUGGUAUCUCGCAGGAAAUUUUAACAAGAUUACAUCUAAAUAAUAGUUCAUCUAAAAAUGUGGACUAUACGCCACCGAAUUAUCCCAGUGCUACAGAAAUCUUGUCACCAACAUGUUCAUCAACACCUACGAUGGAAGCGGACAGUAGUGUGGUGUCAUCAUCAGGUCAGUUCUUAGAAUAAGGCGGGGGGUAAUCUUCCUUUCUUGCAGCUGAGAGCUAAGCUGAAUUGCGAAGGACGCAGCUCAACUUGAUCGAGGCAAAGGCUUUCUAAUUAAAGCCAAUAAAGGUGCCUCUGGCAGCCACCGUAUCCGGUCCGUAUGACUCACGUUUGACCACGGAGUACAACUACGGUGGAAUGGUCAGUUUGGGGGCAUAUCCCAAUCCGGUGUACCCGGAGACUGCCUAGUGAAAACAGGGUGGACUUUCGUCUACGCAUGCGCGAGAAACGUAAGCGUGGAGUGCACGUGAGCGCGGGUUAAUCGCGUGACUGAAUUAUAAAAACAAACAUCAAAUUUGCCAAAACUACUCGUGUUAUGAAGUCAUUUUCUUGUUUCUUUAGUGUUUCUACGCUCACAAUUUUAGGCAUUUCCAACUUAGAAGUGUUUGCUUUGGAAUAAGAACGUGAAAGUAGAAAUAAAAACUUUGUUGCAGCAAUUUAAUUUCGCAGUGCAAAUAUACCUGUUUGUAAUAUGUAUAUCCUUUUCGAAGUGAGAUAUACAAGUGCAAAUUGACCUUCUUUAAAUUCGUACUUGCCCUAUUUUUCACUCCAUAAAAACUACUUUUAUCCAUGGAGAAACUAUUUGACUCUAAAAAUAAGCUUGAAUUUUUGUGGUGAUAUAGGCUAGUUUCUUUGCAAACAGUGAUUUAGUACUCGGUAGUGUAGUUGUUUAUGAACAAAAGUCUAAAAUGAAUUCAACAUUCGUCAACAAAAAGGAGUCGCGCUUAUUACUAACAACAAAUUGCCACGAAAUACUACACCGAACGGUCAAGUUUCUCUGCAAAGAUCGCCCCUUUGCCCAAUUUUCCUCGAGUAGAUCAUCGUGUUUUUAAGUCAAGGAUUAUGUAUACUUUAACAUAAAAGAAUAAAAAAAGUGGUGAUAAAGGGUAGAUUUUGAAUAAAAUACGAAUAUCUGUAUACAAGAUCUGAGCGUUAUUAUGAAGCACUCAAUACUUUCUCCAACAACAUAUUGCGCUUAUUUUUUUACAAAAGAGAGGUUAAGAUACCCCGGUUACGGGUGAUAUACACGUACCCGUAAAUCGGGGAACGACUUGUAACUUAAGAAAUCCAAGAUAUUCCGGCGUGUGAAAACCGAUCAGAGAAUGGUAACUUUCGCUGUUGAGGUUCGCCAUAAAUUGUUGAAAACUUUGACGAGCAUAUAUGUGCAUUAUUUAUUUGGGUAAGAUGUUUAAAAUUUUUACUAUUUAAACGGCCCACAUAUAGUAAACAGAAAACACCCGUACCCGUUUGUCUUUUACGUGUAGACCUUGGUUUACCGCGGGGAAACGGGUAGAAAUUACGGGUAAAAAUGCUGACAUCAGCAAAAAUUGCUAAACAAAAUGGCGAUACUCGUACCCGUAAAUCGGAACCAGGGUAUCUUAACCUCUCUAAAAUUAAAAAUAUUCACACAUUAAAGAUAUGAAAAUGUAGCUUGCAUUACAAAGAAAUGUUGGCUUACCUAAGUUAUACCUUACACGUCGAUUAAAGUCAAAUAAAGCCCUUUCAAAGACGCGUGCCACAUUAAACUACAGGUCACAUGGCGGUAGAGAACUCGACGAAGUAUUCACGAUAUUUCAUAGCCAGUUCAAACGCCACUGUGUACUAUUCCUGUGAAUUAUGAUGCCCAACACACCGGGUAACACAAUUUACCACUUUGUUCGGCUGUUCCAAGUACACUUUUAAGAUACAAGGUACGAUCAUAUCAUGUUCUUCGAAGCAUCUGCUCAAAACAGUACAACAUAAAUAUCGCCACUCAUCUUCUUCGUAUGAAAAUAUAAGUUUUCCUUUCAAUUGCUUUGCUUUAAAAACAGUCAUUAGGUUGAUGAAGAGUUAGUAUAUGACUUCCAACAAAGAUUACCCUAUUGCUUUCAAAAAACCAGUGAAUCACAAUGCAGAAAAGUUCAACAUCCUUAGAAAUUGUAAGCCAAACAUCGAAAAACAAAAUUUGCGGGAAAAAGCUCACGAGCCCACACUAUUUUUAUGCAGCGUCGACGAAAGUCCACCCUGUUCCUAGUUAGCCUGCUCACAGACUCUAUAUAGUUCCUAGUGAACUAAUUAAGCCGGUUUUCCACUGGGCGGAAUUUUGCGCGCCGAGCGGAAUUUUUCUUUGUCUUGUGAUUACUCGGGUGGAACUAAUUAGAAAAAACAAAGAAAGAUUCCGCUCCGCGCGCAAAAUUCCGCCUAGUGGAAAGCCGGUUUUCCACUAGGCGGAAUUUUGCGCGCGGAGCGGAAUUUUUCUUUGUCUUGUGAUUUCUCGGGUGGAACUAAUUAGAAAAGACAAAGAAAAAUUCCGCUCGGCGCGCAAAAUUCCGCCCAGUGGAAAACAGGCUUAACGCUCAAAACUUUCCCCUUGACAAGUGAAAUCGUCAGGCGUUGCGAGUUACGAGUUAAAUAGAGUCACUGCCAUUGUGGUGUAAUGGUUAAUGCCAUUCCAUGUUUUUAAGUUUUUUCUGUAGCAGCACAAUGGCAUACGGAAUAAAAACCAAGGUAAUUCUUUUCUGUAGAAAACGUUCUGUGCGUUGGGACGCGAGUAUUAGCCGCAUGGGAUCGAUUCAGAUAUUACAAUGGUAAGCGCUUGUCAGUGCCACACACUAGCGGGGAAGGGAGGCUUUCCUUAAUACAUUCUUGAAAACGUUGAUUCUUGAAUCGUUACGAUGAUACCUGAUUAAUAUUGUAUCUAAGAUUGAAAAUUAUUUUCAAUUUUGGUUCUAAGUUGCAGGAAAGAGCUAAACGCAAUCAACCCUGUCUUAACGAAAUAUCUUCCUGACACCUCAAAAACACAGAUUUCUCUAAUACAAAUAUCUCUCUAAUACAAAUAUCUCUCUAAUACACCCAUCUCUCCAAUACAAACAUCUCUCUAAUACAGAAAUCUCUCUAAUACAGACAUCUCUCUAAUACAGGCAUCUCUCUAAUACAAAUAUCUCUCCAAUACAAACAUCUCUCUAAUACAGACAUCUCUCUGAUACAGACAUCUCUCUAAUACAGACAUCUCUCUAAUACAGACAUCUCUCUAAUACAGACAUCUCUCUAAUACAGAAAUCUCUCUAAUACAAAUAUUUCUCUAAUACAAAUAUCUCUCUAAUACAAAUAUCUCUCUAAUACACCCAUCUCUCCAAUACAAACAUCUCUCUAAUACAGAAAUCUCUCUAAUACAGACAUCUCUCUAAUACAGGCAUCUCUCUAAUACAAAUAUCUCUCCAAUACAAACAUCUCUCUAAUACAGACAUCUCUCUGAUACAGACAUCUCUCUAAUACAGACAUCUCUCUGAUACAGACAUCUCUCUAAUACAGACAUCUCUUUAAUACAGAAAUCUCUCUAAUACAAAUAUCUCUCUAAUACAAAUAUCUCUCUAAUAUAAAUCUCUAAUACAAAUAUCUUUCUAAUACACCCAUCUCUCUAAUACAGAUAUCUUUCUAAUACAGCCAUCUCUCUUAUACAGCCAUUUCUCAUGCAGACGUCUUUCCAAUACAGACAUCUCUCUAAUACAGACACUUCUCUAAUACAGACAUCUCUCUAAUACAGGCAUCUCUCUAAUACAGGCAUCUCUCUAAUACAGACAUCUCUCUAAUACAGACAUCUCUCUAAUACAGACAUCUCUAAUACAGACAUCUUUCUGAUACAGACAUCUCUCUAAUACAGACGUCUUUCCAAUACAGACAUCUCUCUAAUACAGGCAUCUCUCUAAUACAGACAUCUCUCUAAUACAGACAUCUCUCUAAUACAGCCAUCUCUCUAAUACAGCCAUCUCUCAUACAGACGUCUUUCCAAUACAGACAUCUCUCUAAUACAGGCAUCUCUAUAAUACAGACAUCUCUCUAAUACAGCCAUCUCUCUAAUACAGCCAUCUCUCAUACAGACGUUUUUCCAAUACAGAGAUCUCUCUGAUACAGGCAUCUCUAAUAAAGACAUCUCUCUAAUACAGACAUCUCUCCAAUACAGACAUCUCUCCAAUACAAACAUCUCUCCAAUACAAACAUCUCUCAUCUUAGGGGCUGUUUAUAUGGUCCCGCUUACCCGGGAUUCAAUAAAGUGUGACGUAUUUUGAGCAACUUAUAUAAGUCGCACUUCAUGAUCUAACAAAAUUGCUUGUUACAGAUUGUAUGAAAUUCCAUGUUUUAGACAAAAAAACUAAUGUUGAAUGCUAUUAUCGUCUUCUUCCACUACAUAACUUCUAGCGCGUUGCUAAUUUCGUUUAAACAAUAUUUAAAGUUAUCUAACUUUUGUUUAGGGCUGAAACGCGUAUUUCAAUUGCUCAAAAUACGUCACACUUCAUUGAAUCCCGGGUAAGCGGGACCAUACAAACAGCCCCUAAUACAGGCACCUCUGUAUUACUGAAACGUCUCCAAUACGGACAUUGUCCUCUAUUACGUGCAGUUUCGAAUGGCCCCAAAACACAUAAUUCUCAUAUAAAAAACCCUGAGAGCUUCAUCCUAUUCAGGUGUUAUAUACAAAAUUGAUGACGAAAGAAUACAUGUUGCCUUUGAUAUGGGUGGUCUGAAGAAAUACCCACUGGAUUGUAAAGAUAAGAUAGUGAUUGAUCGAAAGGCACUUCCAAAUGAACUUGUGAAGGACACUCCAAUACUUGUGAAACGUGCAAGAACAAAGGCGUUGUAUAAAGGUAUCUGAAUGCGGAGUAGCAGAUUAUAUAAUAUUUUCGUCGCUGGUUAGAUGGUAAAAAUGUUGACACUGUGGUAAGAGCAAUAACACUAAACCCAGUCAGUCAGUUAACCAGGCAGGUAUGGAUCAAGCCAGGUCUGGUAUCAGAUACUGGGAGACAGACUAAGUCCUAUUUAGUAUAUCAUAAAUAUCAAUACAAACAAAUCCAUACACAAUCUUCAUGUAGAUAUAUAGUGUUGCCUCAUUUUGUCUCUAUUUUAACUCUUGCACAUGUCUGUCCAAACUUUUAAAACUCUGAAUUUGAUAGGGGAAUUCCAACACCUCUUCCAGCCCCUUUGCUAAGACUAGGAGGGGAGCACACCCCUAUUACCAUUCCCCACCACCCAGUAAAGCCAUGCAAGCAGGCAGUCAAUGAGUCACGGAAAGAAAAUAAACAUUGUAUUGGUGCAAGGUAGGAUGUUUUAGGAAUUGUAAAUUUGUAUUGCAGGACAAAUACAAUCCUCAGGGACAAUGAGAGGAUAUUGCAUCAUAUUUGAUGACCCGCGAAGAGACAGAGAGUGGAAGAGAACAAAAAGCUUGCGAGUUAUUACAGAUAAUGUCGUGGUGAAAGGUAGGGCUUUGCUUUCGGGUUGGGAGGCAAACACAGAUUAUAGUUAAUAUUAAUUAGCCUUUCUCACGAUGACGAAUAUCCUCCAUUUUUGGGUGGCAUCAAAUUUUCAUUAUCCAAUGCAGACAAUUAAAACAAUGUGAAAAGCAAUUUUUCAAAAUAAACUAACCAUUUACAAAGCAAAUUUACCAUCAUUCGUCCAAAAAAAUUGUAAAAAGUCGCUGUUAUGUGGACUUAUCGCACAGACUUCAGCUGAAAUGCCACCCAAAAAUGGCGGCGUGAGAAAGGCUAAUUUAGGAAAGCGCUCGAGAGAUUGUUAACUUAAAGAAAUAUCCGGAAACAGACCACCUUGAUUCUAUUAAAAUUCGAAAGGGUUUAGCUUAAGCACUAUCGCGGCGAGAAAACUUUACAGUCACCAACAAAGAGCGAAAACAUUGCCGCCACCACAACCAAAUGGUCCAAAUGGGUAAAGACUAACACUUAGCAUAACAAUCGUGCUGUCGACCCAUGAUUCCGUUAUCGAAAUGUUCUAAUGGUGAGCUUUACGCCUGGUUUAGUCACACUAGCAAUUCUAUCGGGGAUUUUUCUCUUCCUGGCAAAUGUGAUCAAAUAAAUGAUAUACAAAAGACUUAGAAUUGUCUACUUCUGAAAUGCGACUCUAUACUUUUAUAUGCGAGUUCACUCAUUUGCAUCCGUCAGAAACACAAAAUCGCCGACAAAAUUGCUGGUGUGAACCAGGCUUAAGCAAGCGACGUUUUUGUCAACACGGAGGUCAUCCAAAAAUGUAAGGAAGCAAAAAACGUAUGUUUUGUCAGAUGUGUUAAAGAUUACCACAAACUGAUACAAACACAGUUUUUAAUCCAGUCUCUCCUUGGCAAUCUGACGUCCUUGUUGACAAAAACGUCGCUUGCUUAAGCUCUGUUAUUUUUUUAUUGUUUUGAAAAUCCCCCAAUUCGCCAUGUCAAUCGGUCGCCGUUGUUGAUUUCUUUAUACUUGUUUCCUAAGUACGAUUCUUGUUGCAAAAAAGUUAUGUAUGUUUAAUGGCUAAAAGAACGAAGCAAUUUCGUUGUUCUGAACACGAAAUAAAAAGGUUAUCCACAAACAGCAAAAACUUAUUUGAGCGUUUAAAAACUACUUAAUUAAAGUAGAAAACCAAAUGUAGGUAGGCCAAACAACUACGGCAGAUGAUUUGACAAAAUAUUUAUGACCAAAAUACGCAAAAGAUGACAUAAAUGAAGGUCACAUGCCUUUUGGUUGUCUUCAUAAAUGUCUUUCGUUGUUGAUGGUAAGCCUGGAUUCAACAUUUUUAACAAUAUGUUUCCAUGGUUUCCCGCUACGAUUUAAGGUAAUUUAUGAGCCAAAUACACGCGCAUAUGUUAGUAGUAUGUUAAUCCCAUGCAGAACCUCAAACGUCAAAAACCGCUUUUACAGGAGGCCCGAAGCUAGACAAUAGAGAUGACACUUCAUGCACAAGAAAAGAAGAGAAAGCUACUUUUCUAUUCAAUGUUACAUCGAAAAACAAUAAUACUAUAAACUUACCCAGCCAAUCGACAGAACAAGGAUCUCAUAACUUUCAAUACGCAAUCCCAAAGUCAAGAAUAUUCCACUCUGGACUUCCCACUGUGGUACCCUACGGCCAAUCCACUCUCUUGCACUUUCCAGAAAGCACAACGGACGACCGAAGAAUCACGUCAGAGAUACAAUCGCAGGAUGAAUACUCAGUACAACAGUCAAGUAAUCUUUAUAGUCAAGUUUCUACUGGUUUGCAGUCCAAUCGUGCUGGUUUACUGUCCAACUUAACUGAUUUCCACUCCAGUGUAUCUCGGUCAGAAACUAAACUCCAGUCCUGUGUACAUGACUCUCGGUCAAAUGCAACCAGUUACCAGUCCAGUGUUGCCGACCCGCCAGCCAAUCUAACUACUUUCCAAUCCGAUUUUGCAGGCUCUCGGUCAAACCGAACUUGUUUCCAGUACGAUGGUUUAGACCCAUGGACAAACUUGACUAGUUGCCAGUCCACCACUGGUUUUCAUUCUCAUGAGGCCAAUUUUCAAUCAAAAUUUUCCCAAGAUAUUUUGAACUAUUUCCCAAAACGGCAAAAUGUAUCGUCUAGUAUGGAAAGAAAAAAUAUGAACUGUACCGUUGGAAACAUUCAUUCUCCGAUAAUGAACAUGGCCGGUAACAAUCACCAACGUUUGAUGCCACUAUAUAUUGGCGGGACAACAUCAGAUGGGAAUGCCGUUAACUACCCACUACCAACUCACUCCGCUACGCCAUCGCCUUUUACCGUAGGGGCGACAGAUUACCACGUAUUUGUACCAAUUGAGGGACCCAGGUGCGGCGAUAGCAGUGAAAUUUUUAGCUAUGAAUCUGAAGAUGCACCUAAAGUCAAUUGGCCAAGCGGUUCGUCGAUGGUUUAUAAUCAGGAAAGCGAAAGUGUUUUGACCAAGUACAACUCAAAUUUGUGGCCAAGUUUUUAUACAACUGAAGAACGAUCCCCUUGCUCUUUUCAGGAUGGGAUUUGUACUCCAAACAAGCCAAGACGUCUUCCAAUCUCGUCAGACUACGCGGCGUUUAAUCAAGACAUGACCUACUCCAUAAAACAGGAACAAAAAAGUCCUUGCCGUUUCUUAGUUCCUUCCAAGAUAAACACAUUGUCCAACCCCUCUUACUACGACACCCAAUGUUUCCGUCAGUUCGACUCUCCAGAGGGUAAUGUUUAUGGGAAGAAAUAUUUUCGUGAGGUUUUGUCCACGUGCUCGACAUCCACACAUUCAACAAGACCCACACGCGCAAUGGAAUCUGAGCAGAUGAUGGAAGAUAUUAGUCCCCCAUUGUGUUGUCGGGUUCCAUUACAACCACUGAUGUCUACCACAGAUGGAAUGGGAUCCGCUUAUACAAUCGCACCUGCAUAUCAGGCAAAGCUCGCGUAUUUCAUUCCUCCCAUACAUCUGGAACCCCCGACAUAUCCGAAUUCACCUGCGAAUUUUACACCCGCUUACCCGACACAACCCGCGUUCCCGGCACAACCCGCACCCCCACAGCCGGCACAACCUCCACAGCCGACACAACCCCCACACCCAACACAAUCCGCAUACCCGACCCAACGAGUACACCAGAUACAACCCGCCCACCUGACAACACCAAGUUUGCCGUCAUACCCGUACAUGCCUUUAAUUACAGAAGUGGAAUGCUCGGCGCAACUCGCUAGUUUGAACCAAACAGAAAUGAACAAUUCACAGUAUUUAAGUUCAACUAAGACAUCUCAAAACGCUAAUUGUGAAUGGCUUGAUGAACAAGACUUUGAAAAUCCCAACGCAGCGCUAGCUGUCUAUUUUCCACCAACCGGACAAAAUUACACGUUUCAAUCGUUGUCAAAAGUUUCCGGUAAAAACGGCGAACACGAUCGUAGAAGACCAUCUGAAAGCCCCUCCUCUCCUGUUACUUUUAACAGUCAACCAAAUGAAUGUUCCGAUUUCAUUAAGUUUCCACUCACACGAGAAGAGCGGAAGAGAAAAAUAUUAUCGGCGUUCGGUUUUGAAAAUGUUCAAACGUCAACGUCGUCCAAUUCCUCUAGUAAGUUCAGCAAGGUGGGUGAAGAAGAAACGAUUCCUACGUCCAAAAACAUUAUAAAAAAUAACAGCACAUUACCACUGGUGUCAAAGUCGAAUGACUCGAUUCACCCUUCACAGGAAUCUGCCACAACGUCAACGGAUGCAAAUGUCUCUCGUACAGCACAGGACACCACGGCGUCCAUCAGGAAAGACGGCGAAUCUGACGACGUACAUUGUUGUUUACUAUGCGACGAGAUCAUUAAUGAAAAUUACAUUGAACCAAAUUUUGAAACAUUACCCCCAAAGGAAAAAUCGAAAGAGGAAAUGGCUGUUCAAUUGCAAAUAACCAGUCAACAUGUAGGAGUUAAGUUUGUUGACGAGGCUACGAUUUUCCUGUACUCCGAAGCACAGCCGUCAAGAUUCUUGACUUGUCUUUAG